AUGACAACUUUAUUAUGGAAGAAAGCCGUGAAAUUAGUCAACAAACGGGACAUUCCCAACAUCAGGAAUCUGCUUUACGAAGACCCAAGCUUUGUCAACUUCCAGGACCCUAAUGGUGAUUCCCUGCUUCAUUAUGGUGCAAGACAAGGUGAUUUGGCCAUGAUAAAGCUAUUGGUGGAGGAAUUCAAGUCGCAAGUGUCGACAGAGAACAAGUUUGCCAGAAGCCCCAUAUAUGAAGCAAUGCAAUCGCAUGAAUGUGUAUCCUUCUUGCUUGACCACGGUGUUGAUCCAAACCAAUUCAAGCACGGCACAUGGACUCCAUUAAUGUAUGCCAGCUUGAAGAACUGUAACAAAUCAGCCAAACUACUCUUAUCACACGGCGCAAACCCAGAUAUUCAAAACAAGGAUGACCUAUCAGCUCUCCAUCUUGCUUGUCGAGAUGCAGAACUAGAUAUGGUUGACUUGUUACUAGAAGCUUCGCCAUCACUAGUCCAUUUACGAUCUCGUGCUGGACGGCUGCCAAUGCACAUAGCAUGUGCAAGAGGAUCUUAUGAUAUUGCUAUAGCUCUAAUAGACGCAGCACCAGAUACGAUAGAUGCCAUUGAUGCAGGUGGUAGUACGCCACUUCAUGAAGCUUGUGGAUCGGGAAAUGAGGAGCUUGUACGCGAACUCAUUCAUCGUGGUGCUAGUAUACUUGCGCAAGAUAUGAAUGGACGGACUCCUGCUCAUGUAGCUGCCAUUCAGGGGCAUGGUGGAGUGUUGAAAGUGUUGUUGAGUGGCGGUGACAACAACAGUGCUGAUCCGAGUGCUGUGCGGGUGAAGGAUAACAACGGAUGGACACCGUUAUUCUGUGCAGUACAGAAUGGACAUCGUGAAGCAGUGGAAGUACUUUUGGAGAGUGGUGUUGAUACUAUGGGUGUUGUUGAUAAGCAGGAUCGGUCCGUGAUGGAUCUAGCUAUAAUGUGGAAGAGGGAUGAGCUGGUUGAGCUGCUCACGAGAAGAAGGGAUCCACCGGUAGUUUGUACAGCUGCUGAAGCCGUUGCCCAUAUACCGUCUUACACUCGAAUUUACGUGCACUCCGUUGCUGCCUGUCCUGGAACAUUGCUUUCUGCUCUCGCUGAACGACACAAUGAGCUCCACAAUGUCGAAUUCAUCCACCUUCAUAUCGACAAGCCAAAUCCAUGCUCAAAUCCAUUAUGGGAAGAAGCCUUCUUCACAAACAAUUUCUUUGUUGGUGCAAAUCAACGAAAAGCUGUCGAAGAAGGAUACUCGUCAUACAUUCCCGUGUUUCUUUCAGAAGUACCUCAUUUAAUGAGACGUAAUAUCGUGCGCCCUGACUGGGCACUGCUGAAUCUAAGUGCUCCUGAUAAGCAUGGGUAUUGUUCUAUGGGUGUUGAGGUCUGUGCAGCACUCCCAGCAGCCCAAACAGCGACCAAGAUAAUCGGCCAAAUCAACAAAAACAUGCCACGAACACACGGACAAUCAUUCAUACAUGUAAACGCUCUGGACUAUAUCGUUGAAAACGUGGACGAACCGUUACCUGAAGCAAUAGUCAAACCACCUACCAAAGUCGAACAACAGAUUGGGAAGCACAUUGCAGGCCUGGUUGAAGACGGCGCAUGUUUGCAGAUGGGUAUAGGUGGGAUUCCGAAUGCUGUGCUAGGCGAGCUUGGGUCGCAUAAGGAUUUGGGAAUUCAUACAGAAAUGUUCAUGGACGGCAUCAUCCCUCUCGUUGAGAAGGGAGUGAUUACAAACAAUAAGAAACAUUUCUAUCCUGGUAAAAUCGUCACGUCUUUUGUCAUGGGUACAAGAAAACUAUACGACUUUGUCGAUGACAACCCAUCCAUUGCAUUCAUGGAUGCAUCUGUAACAAACAACCCAGUAACUAUUGGAAGCAAUGAUAAAGUUACUGCUAUCAAUAGUGCUAUUGAAGUGGAUUUAACUGGUCAAGUUUGUGCUGACUCUGUUGGUACCAGACAUAUAUCUGGUGUUGGUGGUCAGGUCGACUUCGAAAGAGGAGCGGCCAUCUCACGACGAGGUCUACCAAUAAUCUGUCUACCAUCAACAACUAAAACCGGCGAAUCCCGUAUUGUGUCCAUGUUGAGGCCGGGUAGUGGAGUUACUACCACUAGAACACAUGUCCAUUACGUCGUAACAGAAUACGGUGUGGCAUACCUCGUAGGCAAAAAUCUGCACGAACGAGCUAAGGCACUGAUAGAUGUCAGUCACCCAGCACAUCGAUUCACGCUUGAGAGAGAAGCGUUCGAGAGAUAUAACUUGAAGACUUGGAUUUAA
This is a messenger RNA of Synchytrium microbalum, 2295 nucleotides long. RefSeq lists its product as uncharacterized. The transcript has 12 exons. Lineage: Eukaryota; Fungi; Chytridiomycota; Chytridiomycetes; Synchytriales; Synchytriaceae. The record is from RefSeq and is a predicted model, not a curated record. Gene Ontology annotation, biological process: acetate metabolic process. Gene Ontology annotation, molecular function: acetate CoA-transferase activity; protein binding. The coding region runs from base 1 to 2295 and encodes 764 amino acids.